GGUUUGAGAAAAAUUCAUCAAAUAAUUAAAAAGUUAUUGGAAUUUCAAUUAUUUGAUUUGUGACGUCAUAUGCGAGCAGCAUUCCUACAUAGCGAAUGGUAAAAAAUCAAUGAAAUGUCAUUUUCUCAGAAAAUUGAAAAUGGUUUUCACUGUACCUUUUGUAUAUCAAUAGACAAAUCAUUUCACACCCGAUCAUGAAUAGAAAACGAAAUUAAGUCAUCAGGAACCAUACAAAAUUUGAAAUUCAUGCAUUUUAUAUUACAUGACACAUGGGGCAGCUGCUCGUUUAUGACGUCACAAAUCCAAACUUUGAACUCUAAUAACUUUCUUACUCUUUAACAGAUUUUCCUCAAACCUUCACCAAUAUUUUUUACUAUUUUUUCUGCUAUUUUUACUACAAAGUUUUCUUCAGGGUGAACUUCCCCUUUAAUUAGAUCUAUAUUGAUUCAAAUUGUUAUUUUGGUAAAAAAAGGUCUACAAUUGCACACCCCCCUGGCAUUUCAACAAAUAUUUGGCCGAUUGAAAUUUGCACAAAUUGAUGCUCUAACUAAUAAUGAUUGAUAUGUGACAAAAAUUUCAAAGAAAUUCGAAGGCGGGAACUCACGAUAUCGCCUUAUCGGUGUCAACAUGGCAAUGGCUGCGAUUGCGAUGCCGAUGGAGAGUAGUUGUUGCCUCCGAUCGUACAACCAAUUGUGAUGGAUCACAAACAAUUAUAACGCUGUGAGUGUGAUAACAUUAACAAGACUUUUUACAUUUUUUUCUGUUAUUUUUUCCCUUAUAAUUUAUAUUCAUAAUGGAAAAAAGUUUAUCACAUGUUAUGAUCAGCGUUAUUAUUGUUUGGGAUUGAUCACAAUUGGUUGUACGAUCGGAGGCAACAACUACUCUCCAUUGCGAUCGCAUUGGAUGUCGAUGCCGAUAUCGUAAUGUAUUAAUCAUUAUUAGAGCAUCAAUUUGUGCAAAUUUCAUCUCAAUCGGCCAUACACUUUUGAAAUGCCAGGGGGGUGUGCAAUUGUAGACCUUUAGGCUUUACCGUUAUUUUUGUUAACUGAAUUUGACUUUGUAUUUGAAUGUUCUACUAGCUACUCUUCUAUAUUAUAAACAUUGUCUGUGAUUUAUGUUCUGAUGUUCGUACAUUGCCAUGAUGUUGGUAUAUUGCAGUGAGUGCGAUGUAAACAGUGGCACUGACCACAUGAUCACGUAGUACUAGUAAAUUUCCAAGACCAAGCCUCACAUGCAUUAUCAACAUGUCUGUUAUUUAACUCCGGGCAUCGCUAGCAGAUUUUUUUUUUUUUUUUUUUUUAAAUUAUUUUAAAGCAGUUUUUCGCUGCGCAUUACUCCCAUUAGACAUUUUUGGCUCCGGAUCACUAGCGCUGUCGCGCUAGCGAUCCCCGGAGUUACAUGUCUGUUAACUCCGAGGAUUGCCACGCGAUCCGAAUCCACUCAAAAGUGAACAAAAAAAGUUCACAUUUGUGCAGCUGAAUUCAGCUUUAAAAUAAUAAAAUCAUGCAAUACUUAAUUACCACCAAAAUAUGACGCAAUAUGCUAGCUUUGCUGUGCCUCCAUAAAAGAAUCGGAUUUCCCCCUCCAUUCGGCACAAAUUCAGUCAUUUAAUGGCUUCCGAGACUUCCCUCCCGUGGCCAACUGCACAAAUGUGAACUUUUUUAGUUUUUUGUUCACUUUUGAGUGGAUUCGGAUCGCCCCAGAGUUAUGUCUGUAUGUGUGGCGCUGACGAGCUGCAUGAAUGAUGAGGAUCCAAGGAUAAUCUCAUCAGAAAAAGGAACAAGAUGUGUGACGGGCAAUCAAUGGAGACUGAUAAGGAAACUGGGAGAGGGAAGAGAAAGAAGAAACCAACACGCACAUACAUGUAUUCAUCUUCGGAGUUGGAGACGGAUGAUGAGGAGCCUCAACCAAAAGAAACAAAGAAAUCAAAAUCAAAAAUUUCACAGUGCAAUGAGAUGGCCAGGGAUCUCAGGAAGCAAAUGUUUGGUGCCAAUGAAACGAAAAAAUCAAAUGGACGUACGGCAACGGGAAGUGGAACAAGUGGUGAGAUAAUUGACCUGAAAAAGCAGUUGGAGAAAUCAAGGAGAGAGACUGAGGAUCUGCAGGUGAAGCUGACUAAGGAGAAGGCAGUUAGGGAAAAGAUACAGCAACAGCUGUUGUUUUUGCAAGGAGUGCCUAAAUUCAUUGAAACCUUUAAAGGGUUCAUAGUGGAUAUGGAGGAGAUGUCGAGACUCAAGGCUGAUCAUGAAGAGAUGCACUGUCCAUCAGGAGGGUCAUCUACAUCAUCCUCGCCCGCUCGUUCCUCCACCCAGUCCUCCACCCAAUCCUCGCCAUCAUCAGCACGACCACAGUCCCAACAGAUUGCCCUUGGAUCGAAGGUCUCUCUUAGUCGAAACGUCCUCGACAGGUGCAACGCUGGUGAUUUUCGCAAGUACACCUGCGAUUUGAUGCUGGCGGUGUUCGGCAGGCCUACCCUACUGACCUCGUCACUGACUGGUGCGAAGAAUGUGGCAGGUCGCGCAAAGCCACCUCUGGACAGUGACAAGCUUCAGGGGAUAAUUAGUCAUGUCAAGUCAAAGUUCCCAGGAGUGUCAUCAUCGGAAAUCCGCAUCGUUAUAACCGAAAGAGAACCAAGCCAAAGAAAACCAAGCCAAAGAAUUAAACCAAGAACCACAAGAUGAGACCAAAUGAAGCACUUUGUCAAGAUGACUAAUUAAUUAAUAAUGAGCUAAGUCUUGUUACUUACUAAUUAUCCCCUGUUCACUGUCCAGAGGAGGCAAAUUUGCGCGACCUGCCACAUUCUUCGCACCAUUCAGUGACGAGGUCAGUAACAUGGGCCUGCCGAACACUGCCAGCAUCAGAGGACUUAACAAGCACAUGCAUAUUCUGUUCCAAAUAUAAUUUAGUAUGAUCAUCAUGAUGCGACCUAUCCGAGUAUGCCAUGUUUGGUACGUUUCUGGCACUUCUGAAUCGCCCGUCGCUCCUGUGUAUUUUUUUGGUUGAUUGGAAUAUGUUUUAGACCACAGGCAUUGCUAUAAUGCUUGCUACAGACCAACAUUAAAAAAAAUAAUAAUAAUGUUUUAAUAGGGGCCAGAAUUAUCCUUAUCUGAUAUAUUAAAGGUGCUCCUGCAUCGUUUAUCAUACACACAGUGCCAUCUUGCGCACAAACUAGCCUAGUUCAAAAUGGCGAUCUGUAGCGUAGCAUCCCAACGCUUGAUGAUCUUUAACAUUUCACCUGUUUCUAAAGCUAUUUUGAUAAAAAGCUCUUCAUGGGCCAUCACAUCAAUUCUAGGCAUGUAUUGUGUUUUCCGUCCAGCUGGUACUAAUAUAUUAAAUUUUAUGUUUUGGCAUGUGGAUAUCAAAUGACAGUGCGCACGCAUCAAUCAGUGUUCUUUGUUGGCACCCUUCUAAACAAAUAAGUGUCAAGAACUUUCUUGUUGAGUAAAUUUUGAUCUGAUAAGGAAACAAUUUGAGAUUUUUUUGUGCAAAAAAUGGCAUUUAUAUAUGAUCUACGGAUAAAAGCCCAAAUUCACCUUGAAGAAUGGAAUCAAAUCAGACUAACAAGAAACUACGUCUCUUGGAAGACAUCAAAAUUUAUAUGGGGAACCUAAAUUGCCUCAAACAUGCAUUAAAAUUUGAGACAUUUGGUAUUGUUAAUCUGGUCUUUAAACAAAAGCGAAUGGAAUUAAAAUUGCUUUUGUUAUGAUUUUGAAUGACGGGAAUAUACCAAAUUAUUUCAUGUUCCUGAUUGUUCCGUACUCUAUUUGCCAAAGAUAUUGCUGAAAUGUAUUCAUUGUGUGCUGAAAAAUAACUUUGAUAAUGUGUAUGCGUUUGACGCCAUUUAUUUAAGUGGCAAAUUUCCUCUCGUCCUUUAAAAACUUUGCCUUGUGCCAAAUAACAAAGUAUGCUCAUGUAACAUUUUAAAGGCAUUGUCUUCUAUAUGUGUACACAAUAUAUUUACCCUACUUAUUUGUUGUGUAAGGUCACAUUGAUAAAGUGCUGUAACAAAUAUUGUUAUAUUAUUGAUAGAUUAUCUGUAGUAGUUAUAAAAAAGUACUAAAGUAGAGAUGUUAGAUAUCUUCAUGUUUUUGUUGCAACUCAGUACAGAUGUUUUUAACUACAGUUUUGAGAUAUUAUUGAUAGAUUAUCUGCUACAAUUUCUACAUAUAUGAUUCAUUUAUUUAUUUAUGAUUCAUUAUUUUAAAUAAUCAUAUUUUACUUCUAUUUACUUACCUUGUCAAAGAUUUUCUUUGCUCUUCAUUACCUAUAAUAUAUAUUUAUGUUCAGUUUAAUUCUCCACUCAAUUCAAUCUUUAUUUGGAAAUAAAGAUUGAAUUGACUGUAUUAUUCGUGUUAAUUAUAUAUUCAAAAAGCUGCAUCACUUCGCCGUGAUCCCUCGCAUAGGCCUAUAAAGUUGAUUCUAUCCUUUGGGUUUAUGUCAGGUUUCUAUAGCUUCUGACCAUACGAGCAUUGAAAGUUAAGGGGUUUAUGGGACGAAUUAUCGACUAGGGCCGUCCAUAGCUCAGUCGGUAGAGCACCGGGCUAGCAAUCCGGAGGUCUCGGGUUCGAAUCCCGAUGGAACCCCAUUUUCUUUGCUCUUUAUUACCUAUAAUAUAUAUUUAUGGUCAGUUUAAUUCUCCGCUCAAUUCAAUCUUUAUUUGGAAAUAAAGAUUGAAUUGACUGUAUUAUUCGUGUUACUUGUCAAAGAUUGGAAGGAACUUGAUUGAUGUAUGUUUUUGUUCCAACUUGGAUACAAGUACGUGUUUUACAACUCAACAGUUCUUGAAAAUUUUAUAGACUUUAUAUGAAGCGUAAUCUCAACUUGCCUUUACCAUAAACAUUGUGCUCGAACCUAAAACUCGUUAGUCAUAGUAGUUAUAAAAAAGUACUAAAGUAGAGAUGUUAGAUAUCUACAUGUUUUUGUUGCAACUCAGUAGAGAUGUUUUUAACUACAGUUUUGAGAUAUUAUUGAUAGAUUAUCUGCUGCAAUUUCUACAUAUAUGAUGCAUGUGUUUAGUUUUAAUGGUUUUAAAUAAUCAUGUUUUACUUCUAUUUACUUACCUUGUCAAAGAUUGGAAGAUUUAUGUUUUUGUUGCAACUUUGAUACAAGUACGUGGACAGUGUUUUACAACUCAACAGUUCUUGGAAAUUGUAUAGACUUUUUAUAUGAAGCGUAAUCUCAACUUGCCUUCACCACAAACAUUGUGCGUGAACCUAAAACUCGUUAGUCAUAGUUGUUAUAAAAGUACUAAAGUAGAGAUGUUAGAUAUCUUUGUUUUUGUUGCAACUCGAGUACAGAUGAUUUUCACUACAGUUUUUAUCAUGUAAAAUAUUAAGCAUAUAACUUUAACUUGCCUUUACUUCAACCAACCAUUCAGCCAUUGUGUGUGCUAAAACUUCAGGAAUCCCGUUACCUCAACCAACCAUUUAGCCAUUGUGUGUGCCAAAACUUAGUCAUGUUAGUAAGAAAGUACAUGAUUACAGAUGUUAAAACAUAUAUAUAUAUAUAUAUAUAUAUAUACAUAUCUCAAAAUAAACUUUUUAUAAUAUUAA
Messenger RNA from Lytechinus pictus (painted urchin), 5552 nucleotides. RefSeq lists its product as uncharacterized. Lineage: Eukaryota; Metazoa; Echinodermata; Echinoidea; Temnopleuroida; Toxopneustidae. Gene Ontology annotation, cellular component: nucleus. Bases 1785 to 2681 code for a protein of 298 amino acids. The record is from RefSeq and is a predicted model, not a curated record. The transcript has 8 exons. Gene Ontology annotation, biological process: negative regulation of Notch signaling pathway; positive regulation of neuron differentiation. Gene Ontology annotation, molecular function: transcription corepressor activity; DNA binding.